This is a messenger RNA of Canis lupus familiaris (dog), 6829 nucleotides long. RefSeq names its product zinc finger protein 792 (gene ZNF792). The record is from RefSeq and is a predicted model, not a curated record. Gene Ontology annotation, cellular component: nucleus. Bases 964 to 2652 code for a protein of 562 amino acids. NCBI's taxonomy places the organism in Eukaryota, Metazoa, Chordata, Mammalia, Carnivora, Canidae. The transcript has 4 exons. Gene Ontology annotation, molecular function: DNA-binding transcription factor activity, RNA polymerase II-specific; RNA polymerase II cis-regulatory region sequence-specific DNA binding. Gene Ontology annotation, biological process: negative regulation of transcription by RNA polymerase II; regulation of immune system process; regulation of cytokine production.
GGAUGGGAUGGAGAGGAUCAGUAGUAAUGGAGAUUGGAGCUUAGUCACCCCUCCACAUCCUCAGCAGGACUUUGUGGUGCCCCUUGGUGGGGCCGGGGGUUUUCAGUUGGGCUGGUGAAUUAGCUUAGGGGCAAAUGGUGUCAGCUGGGAGCAGGUGACCCUGAGUGGGUGGGGGUAGGAGAACCCAUGUGCAAGAGGCCCAAGGGUGUCUGAUAUGUGUGGCUCUGCAUAGCUUUGGAUUGAAGCCAGGAAAGGACCAGGCAAAGGGACCUUUAACUCCCUGGCGAGUGUUGCCCUUGGCGGUGGGAGCCAUCCCGGAUGGGAUCAUGGUUGUCUUUGCCAAGAACUUUCCAGAUGUCAUGUGUGGAGUAACAUGAGGGUCCAUGGCGAUGGCUAUGAUGUGGGCUGAGAUGGGGGAGGGCACGGUGACAAUGGGGAUGCAGCAGUGUGGUCCAGAGUCUGAGGAAGGUGCAGUCCAAGUUCUUGGCCCAGGACCUUGUGACUGGCAAUUAAGGGAGAAGAUUGAGUCCAUGUUUGUCUGUUAAUGACAUAGGAGGGGGGCCCACAAAGGAGGGGGUUCAGUCCUGCACUUCGGGCCCAGAGCGUAGCUGGUGUCUCUCUCCCCCCUGCCUGUUGAUGUUGUGGACCACCACAGUGGUCAGACGAGGCAUAGAAAAACGCAAACACCAGUGGAACCAGGGCCUUGAGUCUCCUCUGAGUUGGGAGCUAGGGAGGAGGCAGUGCAGGGGACAGACAAGGGAGUCCUGAGGAGAGAAGCUGAUCAUGGCAUGAACUGUCCCCAUCAUGGCAGGGCUGUGUGACCUUUGAGGACGUGACCAUUUACUUCUCCCAGGAGGAGUGGGGGCUCCUUGAUGAGGCUCAGAGACUCCUGUACUGCGACGUGAUGCUGGAGAACUUUGCACUUAUAGCCUCGCUGGGUCUUACAUAGUUGCCCAGCUGCAGAUGGGGGCAGAGCCAUGGGUACCUGACAGGGUGGACAUGACUUCAGCCAUGGCAAGAGGGGCAUACAGCGGACCCAUCUCUGGUUUUUGCUGUGCAACAGAGGCUGAGCAUAGUGUGUCUGUAGCAGGAGUGUCCCAGGACAGGAAGCUCAAGGCGGCUCUGUCCAAGCAGAAGGACUACUCCUGUGACAUGUGUGGCCUACACUUGAGAGACAUUUUGCACCUGGCUGAACACCAGGCAACACAUUCCAGCCAGAAACCAUACAUGUGUGAGGCACCUGGGAGAGAGUCCAAGUCCAGAGCAAACCUUUACAAGCAUCAGAUGCAGCAGAGUAUAGACAAGCCUGUCAGAAGGGAUGAGGACAGGGCCUCAUUUGUGAAGAGCUGCAGAGAUGACACAUCAAAAGAACCUUUUACAGUCAGGGAGGGUGGGAAGGACUUUGUGGGUGGGACAGCUACAUCUGACCUUCCGCAGCAUCAGGUCGCUCACAGAGUGGAGGAGCCACCCCAGAGCACUGGUCACACUGUGCAAAGCCACAGCAAGUGCGGUGAAUUUGGGAAUGCUUUCAGCGACAAACCCACACCUAUUCAGCACCAGAGAACCCACACUGGAGAAAGGCCUUAUGAAUGCAACAAAUGUGGGAUAUUCUUUAGCCACGCCUCUGGCCUCUUUCAGCACCAGAGAGAUCACAACAGAGGAAAGCCCUAUGAGUGCUGCGAGUGUGGGAAGUUCUUUAGCCAACACUCAAGUCUUGUUAAACAUCAGAGAGUUCACACUGGGGAAAGCCCUCAUGUGUGCAGUGAAUGUGGGAAAUUCUUUAGCCGAAGCUCCAACCUCAUUCAGCAUAAGAGGGUGCACACUGGAGAGAAGCCUUAUGAGUGCGGUGAAUGUGGGAAAUUCUUCAGCCAGCGUUCCAACCUCAUUCAUCAUAAGAGGGUUCACACUGGCAAAAGCGCUCAUGAGUGUAGUGAGUGUGGGAAGUCUUUCAACUGCAACUCCAGCCUCAUUAAACACUUGAGGGUUCACACUGGAGAAAGACCUUAUAAGUGCAAUGAAUGUGGGAAAUUCUUCAGCCACAUCGCCAGUCUCAUCCAACACCAGAUAGUCCACACUGGCGAGCGGCCUUACAGGUGCAGUGAAUGUGGGAAAGCCUUCAGCCGAAGCUCCGACCUCAUGAAGCAUCAGAGAGUCCACACUGGGGAACGGCCUUAUGAGUGCAUCGAAUGUGGGAAAUUGUUUAGCCAGAGCUCCAGCCUAAAUAGCCAUCGGAGACUUCACACUGGCGAGAGGCCUUAUCAGUGCCCUGAAUGUGGGAAAUUCUUUAACCAAAGCUCUAGCCUUAAUAACCAUCGGAGGCUUCACACUGGCGAGCGACCUUAUGAGUGCCUGGAAUGUGGGAAAACCUUCAGGCAAAGAUCUAAUCUGAGGCAGCACCAGAAGGUUCACAAAUCAGACAAGCCGUAUAAGUGCAGUGAAUGUGGAAAAGCCUUUAGCCAGAGGCCUACCCUCGUCCGGCACCAGAAAAUUCACACCAGAGAAAGGAGUGCAGAAAAUGUGCACCCUCCUCCAGCACAGCGAUGUGCAGUGGAGAUGAGCUCUGAGAACAGUCUCUAUAAGGGGGCCAUCAGCCAGAGGUUGAACCUUGUUCAUCCCAAUGUCCACACUGGACAGAUUCCCUAUGAAUGCUAAUUAUGUUGGAAGCUUUCUGGAAUAAAGUAGCAUUUUCUCACCAUGGACUCUAUCAGACCUUUGUCACUGCGAGUGUUUGUGGAAGAAGCCGUUUAGCUCUGGCAGGUCUCCAAGAGCGUGGGUCAGCCAGUCCCUGUAUUCAGACUCCUCUCUCCCAGGAGGGAAUCCAGAGGAGCCUGAGGCCACAGGGAGAUGUCAUUCCCUCCCUCUGACCAGUGUAGCUGUGGACAUGACCCAUCUUUGACCAUGAAGACCUGAGCUGAGUUCUGCUGGCAGCUUGUGGAGAAGGUUUCCCUUCUUUCAAGGACAUGGCUGAUCUCAUACGAUGCUCAUGGUGGAUUUAUCCGAUCUCCACAUUACCCAUCCCAACAGCUACCUACUUUGCAUUGCCUUAGUGAUAAAGCCACCUUAAAUCUCAUGUGUCUUGAUCACUGUGGAGUGGGUUGAGAACAGUUGAGGUCUACCAAACUAAAAGGGCCUCUUAAACGUAUUGCUUCUAAGGGAAGAGCAGGAUGGUUGGAGAACAGCUCUUAGUCUAAAUUUGGCCUCCUCUGUGUUGCUGCUCAAGGCCUCCAGGGGAAGAUGGUAGGACUUUGUGGGCCUAAUGCAAUCUGAAUGGCAUGAAUUUUUGUGAGCCAGAGAUUACUCCGAGGACAGGGCAGUUGUGACAACCUCCACUGCAUCUGGGAGCAACAUGAAUAGGGCCUCUUGUUUCCCAGAUACUGUUUACCUGGCUGGCACCUUCCAAGGAGCCAUAUGCCAUGAAUUUUAGCAUCUGGUAUACAGGUUUCCUAAUUGUAAGACUUACUGGGACCAAUUGAGACCAUAAUUUGUAUGGAAAAACUGCGGGUAAUAAUGGAGUAGGCAAGUCUACAGCAAACUAGAGGGAAUGUACCUGUUCUAAAAGUGCAUCCACAAAUGUUCCUUUGAAUGUGACUCUGCAUUCAGGAUUCAGGCUCUGCAGAAAUUCUCAGGACCUCUAGACCUCUGCCCUAUGGCUUAGGUCACCAGCAGAGCAAAAAUCGAAAGGUUUUGUGCAUACUAAGGCUCUCUGCACUAUUUGUGUCAUGGCCAUUGCUGCAUUGGCAGGAGAAUAGGGGUAAGAGAAGGUAAUCUUGUACUCCAGGGAUGUAGCGUUUGUGACAUAGCCAGCCAUUUUUGCAACCAAGGCUUCAGAGACAGAGAAAGAGAGCAGAGUCAAUAUAGGGUUGGCAAAUCUAAUUUUCUAAAAUGAAUGGGAGAUCAGAUUUUUAUGUGCAACAAUUUCUUUAAAUGUUUUAUUGAGAUAUAAUUGUCAUGCAAUAGUUGUACAUAUUUGAUGUGCACAAUUUAAUAAGUUUUUCAGUAAGUAAACACUCAGGGAACCAACACCAGAACUGUGACAGUGGACCUAUCCAUCACCCACAAAGCUACCUCGUGCCUUUUACUUUCCUUCCUUGCCUUCCCAGAAAACUAUUGAUUUACCUUUUUUUCUCCCACUAUAGAUAUGUUUGCCUUCCUUAGAAUUUUAUACAACUGGAAUCAUAAAGUAUUUCUACCCUAUUUUUGGUCUAUUUUCUUCCACAACAGAAUUAUCUUGAGGAUUAUCCAUGCUGUAUGUAUGAACAGCUCAUUCCUUUUGCUGUGAGUGGUGCUCUCUUGAGAUCCAUCACAGUUUGUUAUGCUUAAUUUUUAAAUUAAAAAAUCUCUGGUAAAAUACAUCAUAAAAUUUACCAUCUUAACCAUCUUUAAGUGCAUAGUUCAGGGGUAUUAGGUACAUUCAUAUUGUACAACCAGCACUACCAUUCACAUCCUGAGCUCUUUUCAUCUUGCAAAACUGGAAGUCUGUACCCAUUAAACAAUAAUUCCAAAGACCCCACCACCACCACCAUCGCCUAAACCCCUGGAAACUGCCCUUCCACUUUCUGUUUCUGUGAAUUUGACUGCUUCAGGUACAUCAUAUAAAUAGAGUCAUCUAGUAUUUGUCUUUUUGUAACUGGUAUAUUUCACUUAGCAUUAGUGUCCUCAAGGUUCAUCCAUGUUUUAUGGCAUGUGUCAGAAUUUCCUUUCGUUUUAAGGAUGCAUAGUAUGUAUUCAUAACAUUGUAUUUCUAUGCCAUAUUUUGCUUUUUAUUCAUCUAUCAAUGGAUAUUUUAUUUCCAUCUUUCAGCUAUUGUGAAUCAUGCAGCUACGAACAUGGGUGUAGAAAUCUCUCUUUGAGACCUUGCUUUCUGUUCUGUUAGACAUAUCUGGAAAUGGAAUUACUGGAUCCUAUGCACUUUGAAUAUACCAGCCCACUGCCUUCUGGCUUUAAGGAUUCUGAUGAAGAAUCUGUGGAUAAUCUUAUUGAGUAUCCUUUGUACAUGACAAGUCAUCUCUCUUGUUCCUUUCAAAUUUCUCUUUGUGUUUUGAUUGUAAUUUGUCUUGGUUUGAGCCUCUUUGAAUUCAUCCUUCUUGGAGUUCACUGAGAUUCUUGGAUACUUCUAUUCAUGUAUUUCAUCAAAUUGGGGUUCAAAUCAAGUUCAAGUUAUCCCUCUUCUCCUUUCGUUCGCCUCCUGGGACUCCCACAGCAUGUAUAUUGUUUCACUUAAAGGUGUUCCAGAUGUGCUUUAUAUUCUGGUCACUUUUCUUCAAUCUUUCUUUUGAUUUUCCUAUCUUGAAGUUGACUGAUUCUUCUGUAGUCUCAAAUCUGCUUUUGAAUCCCUCUAGCAAAUUUUUCAUUUCAGUUAUGGUAAUUUUAGCACCAGAAUUUUUUUUAUUUCGUUUUGUGUUUGUGUGAUAUUUCCAUUUUGUUCAUGCAUCAUUUUCCUGCCCUUCUCCAUGUCUUCCUUUAGUUAUUUGACCAUCUGUGAGAUAGAUGUUUGUAUAAUAGAACUGCCAUCACGUCUUUUUAAGAGACAGUUUCUGAAUUUUUUUUUAAAGUGGGCCUUGUUUUUUUCUUUCUGUUGUUUUGUUUGGGGUUUUUUUGUGUGUGUGUGUUUCUUGUGGUUUUGUUUUUGGCUGUUGGGUUGUUUUUGUUUUUGAACACUGGACAUUUAAAUUUAGUACUGUGUUAACUCUGGAAAUCAGAUUCUUCAUCUUUUCCCAGGGUUUGCCAUUUUUACUUAAUUUGUUUAAUUGUCAUAGGCUGUCUCUACUGGGGAACAGCGUGUGGUGUAUCUCAGGGUCUUUUCUGAACCUGUGCCUUAACUUUUAAAAUUCUACUGUAUAUGUGAUUGCUUUGAGAUGUCUUAAUCCUAAAUAUCUGGCUCCCAAGAGAAGAGAAAGAAAAAUGAAGAGGAAAGGUAUGUGGUACCUUAAGUUCCCUGGAAGUCACUUCAGCCACAGAGGGAGGGGCUUGCAACAAUUGGAUAAGGGUUGUACAAAUGGCUGCCCACUUCUAUGUUUUCACCUCUGCAAUCAGUUUAGAGCACAGAUCCCCAAUAUUUGUAGAGUGGGAUCCUACCCAGGCUCCCAAAAACUGCAUGCAAGCUGCUCCAAGGACACACAUAGAGCUGCCUGACAGGGCAAGUGGAUAAGGGAUGGGUAGCUGCUACAGUGCUAAAGACUGAUACUGGCCCAAAAUAGCUGCAAUUUACUACUGCUUAUGCUUUCCUCUGGAAGUUAUAAGCCUUCAAUGGACCCCAGAGUUCCAAAAUAGUUACAGUAGACAUUCUGCCAGUAUAAUUGUUGUCAGGGUAGGGAGAUGACUUCCUUAUUGCUUCCUAUCUACUAUCUUCCCAGAAUCCUUAUUCAAAUGUACUAGAAUUUUUUAACCCUUUUAUGUUACAUGACAUGGGUUUUUGGCUAUUACAAAUUAAGCUAUGACCUUGAAUAUACAGGUCUUCAGAUGGGUCUAUGCUUUCAUUUCCUAAAAUCUAGAAGUACAAUACCUUUGUUACAAGUCAGGGGAAUAUUUAAAUUUUUGGAAACCAACAAAUUGUGUUCUAAAGUGCCUAUAGCAUGUUACUUUCCCCCAGCAGUGAAUGAGGUCCAAUUCUUCCAUAUACUAGCCAAUAAUUGCUAUGAUCAGCAUUUUUAAUGUUUGCCAUUUUAACAGGCAGGUAGUUGUAGAAUCUCAUUGUGGCUUUACCUUGCAUUUAUCUAAUGACUCAUGAUCUCAAUCGAACAUUUUUAAAAUGUUAUUUACCACCCACAUAUCUUUGGUAAAAUUUACAUUCAUAUCUUUUGCCUAUUGUUGAAAUAAAUGUUGGUUGAUA